AUGGAGUUAGGGUCCCACGCGCGAUUAUCGCUUGCCAUCCUACUAUAUACCCUCUUCCAGAAAUCAUCGGCCUCGGCCUCAUUCCCCUCCAUCCAACCCAUCGUCGGCUUUUCAACGCCGUGCACCCUCGCCUACGACACGCCAGUGAACCUCUGCGACAACGAAGAUUUCCAAGGCAUUGGUGGGAAGGGAUCCUGCUCAUCUGCUUGCCAGGCGAACCUGGUUGCGUCGCAGGGAUUUGUGCAGCGGCUGUGUGCGGGACAACAGGCGGACGGGAACAGCAUCAUCGGACACCUCUUCUUGGGCGACAUUGUCGAUUUCCUAUGCGGCGACAAUACCAAUGCUGCAACCACCACGGCGACUACCGCGCGGAUCACCCAAACCAGUAGUUCCGCAGUACAAUCGACUAUGAGCAUGGCAGUCGAUACGAUGCCUCCGGAUACGAGCACAGAAGUGACCUCGUUGAACCCAUCAACAACAACUGCCACUAAGUCCAGCAGGACUGGGUCCGGUAGCGAAACCACAUUGACCACCUCCAGCACGGGCACCAAAAGCACAAAC
Messenger RNA from Cladophialophora yegresii CBS 114405, 561 nucleotides. RefSeq lists its product as uncharacterized. The transcript has a single exon. The record is from RefSeq and is a predicted model, not a curated record. NCBI's taxonomy places the organism in Eukaryota, Fungi, Ascomycota, Eurotiomycetes, Chaetothyriales, Herpotrichiellaceae. The annotation marks the transcript as partial.